GUUCUACAAGCGUUGGAUGGAAGGUGCCGUUGCGAAACUUCAUACCUUACUUAGCAUAUGUUUUCCAAGUACUGUAGUUUUGUACAUAGGUGCCUGGUAUCAUGGCGACCAGACGGGCUCUGAAGGCAGUGCUGAUUGACCUGAGUGGAACCCUCCAUGUAGAAGACACAGCCGUGCCUGGAGCACAGGAAGCCCUCAKAAGGUUGCGUCAGUCCUCUGUAGCGGUAAAGUUUGUGACCAACACCACUAAGGAGUGUAAGAGGAACCUUGUGGAGCGUCUCCACAGUCUGAACUUUGACAUCCAGGAGCAGGAGAUCUUCACGUCCCUGACAGCAGCCAGGAGCCUCGUGGAGCAGAGACAACUACGCCCCCUACUGCUGGUGGAGGACAGUGCACUGGAGGACUUCUCAGGUKUGGAGACAUCCGAACCCAACGCUGUGGUGAUAGGCUUAGCUCCAGACCACUUCAACUACCAGACGCUCAACAAAGCAUUCAGGCUGGUUCUAGACGGGGCCCCCCUCAUCGCCAUCCAUAAGGCCAGGUAUUAUAAGAGGAAGGAUGGUCUGGCGUUGGGCCCCGGACCCUUUGUGACAGCGUUAGAGUACGCUACAGACUGUCAGGCCACCGUUGUGGGGAAGCCUGAGGGGACAUUCUUCCUGGAGGCUCUGAGGGACAUUGGCUGUUGUCCUGAAGAGGCCAUCAUGAUCGGAGACGACGCCAGAGAUGACGUGGGAGGGGCUCAAAACAUUGGCAUGCUGGGAAUUGUAGUCAGAACCGGUAAAUACAGAGUGGGAGAUGAGGGUAAAAUUAACCCUCCACCAUACCUGACCUGUGACAGCUUCACUCAAGCUGUGGACCACAUCCUCCAACACAUCCUUUAACUAUGGCUCUCUCAUCACUAUUAGAUCAUUUAGACAUGGGUAUAUCUCAUCAUGUUGCAGUCCCACACCAGACUGUAACGCCUCCUCUAGUCCCACACCAGACUGUAACGCCUCCUCUAGUCCCACACCAGACUGUAACGCCUCCUCUAGUCCGCACCCCAGACUGUAACGCCU
This is a messenger RNA of Salvelinus sp. IW2-2015, 1055 nucleotides long. Its product is annotated as haloacid dehalogenase-like hydrolase domain containing 2. Lineage: Eukaryota; Metazoa; Chordata; Actinopteri; Salmoniformes; Salmonidae. Gene Ontology annotation, molecular function: phosphatase activity. Gene Ontology annotation, biological process: dephosphorylation. The record is from RefSeq and is a predicted model, not a curated record.